Cottoperca gobio is the source of this 721-nucleotide messenger RNA. It is a transcript of the gene il12a, whose product is annotated as interleukin 12a. Gene Ontology annotation, molecular function: growth factor activity; interleukin-12 receptor binding. Bases 1 to 630 code for a protein of 209 amino acids. Gene Ontology annotation, cellular component: extracellular region. Gene Ontology annotation, biological process: immune response. Lineage: Eukaryota; Metazoa; Chordata; Actinopteri; Perciformes; Bovichtidae. The record is from RefSeq and is a predicted model, not a curated record. The transcript is spliced from 7 exons.
AUGGCAGUCUUUAAUUUCUACUCCGCCAGCUGUGUGCUGCUGCUGUUGACCUUGAGCUGGCGCACAUCCACAGGACUCCCGGUGCGCACUGGUCUGAGCGCAGAAAAGUACGGUGACUGCUCAUUGCUCUUUAAGACACUCCUGCUGAAUAUCUCAGAGCUUCUCAGCAAUGACGUUUUCUGUUAUGGCAUUACCGCUAAUAAAAUGGUGGUUAAAAGUCAAACUGAGACAGUACUGGCCUGCGCACCCACUCUGACUCAGAACUCAAGCUGCAUAUUGCAAAGAAACUCAUCUUUCAGUGAGAGUGAAUGUCUGGGGAACAUCAUGAAGGACUUGGAUCACUAUGCUGCUGCUAUUCAGUCCUACAUGAACUCCCCACUCAGAAGUCCUAAGGAAGAAGUUGCACUUCUGACUCCAACUCUGGAAAUAAUAAAGAGCCUGAGGAAGAACUGCUCCCUGAAGCCGAAUGAAGAGAACGACUCAUCAGAGGAAGAUGCUGCCAAUAUGUGGGGAAAUGACACCUUCAGUAACAGGCAGGAAAUGGUUAAGAUGAUGAGGGGCUUCUAUGUCCGAACCAUCACCAUCAACCGAGCCAUGGGCUACAUCGCCUCAGGAGACCACAGGAAGUAAAUCCUGCAACCUCAUCACUAUUAUCACCAUCACUUACACCUACUGACAAGUAUAGCUUUUUACUGCACAAUAUUUAUCUAUAUUAUCUAUU